UUUUCCUCCUGGAAAUAGCCUCUUUCAAACUGUCAAAAGACUUUUCUUCUCUAUAUAGAUAGAGGUAAGCCAAACAAUAUCUCUCUGAUAGAGGCAUGUACUAUGAAACAUAUGUGAAAAGCUAACGCAGUGGAAAAAAUUGUUCUUAAAUAGCAUUUCUUUGAAUUUCUAUGACAGCUGUUGUUAGCAACUACUAUGACGGGUGGUACGGAUGACCGGUUUCCAUUUAUGACGUUCAGCUAGAGUAGCUUAGUCGUCUUGAUCUAAUUGUCACCAUGCGCUUUAUAUAGAUCCGAUUGACCUCGUUCUAGAACUCGCCUAUCGUUUCGUUGGCAAGCAUCCUUAAUCUUAUCCACAGAUGUCGCUAGUUAUGCCGCUCUCUAUUUGUUAGCCAGAGGUACUAGAAACGCUGAUCGUCUUCACGAAGCGACGACACUCCGUGUGGACGAGGCUUUUCUUACGGGCCCAAAAGGGUCUGAGGCCUUACAUUUUUAAAGCUUUGCGAACUCCUUCCAGGCGAUCAGUUUGUUGUUGUUGUUGUUGUUGUUCAAGCAAAAAGUUAUUUUUGGUAAAAAAAAUCCGAGAGCGUGCAUCGAAGCACAAAGUAGUACGAUGAAGUUAGACUUGUUACAACUAAUGGGGCUUUUCGUCCUGGUUAGCGUAUUCGGAAGCAAUGCUCAACUUUCUGGUACUGAUCAUAAGGUGAUUGCCUGUAAAAUGGAUAUCUCUAGUCGUGUAUGGACUAGAAUGGCUGUGGAAGCUCGUAAAAUCGAAGAUUCCAUACGGGAGAAAUAUCUUUCCGAAAAAGCACUUUUCGGAGCCAUCUACAGACAAUUCAAAGGAUCUGCCGAUCUCCUUAAUAGCCUGCCCGAAAUUUCAAUGCUAAGUCCAGAGGCGUUAUGGCAGAUCAAUCAGAAUUGUGUGCAAGCUCCAGCCGGCCUUGACCUGUUACUGAGCAAUGCCGAAAUUUCUUAUCCGGAAUUUUAUCAAAGGUAUCAAGCCGACUUCCGUACUCUCCGAGACAUCGUGGGAAAGCUUAGGGACGACAUUAAGAACUGUUCACCAAAUAUGGCUGGAAUGAAGCUUGGCUAUACGGACAAUUAAUCCCCAAUCAGAACUACAAAAGCGUGUCAUACUAUACUGAACAUGAGGCAAAUAAAAAUGGCCAUGUUUCAUUCGAUUAAAUCAAUGGUAGUGUCCAUAAGAGUUAUAAACGUCUCGUAAAUUUCAGUCUUGUAUUUUAUACGUUACUUAACGAUAUUUUUCAUUUCCCUAUGAAUCCUGA
Molecule: messenger RNA, 1285 nt
Organism: Varroa destructor (honeybee mite)
Lineage: Eukaryota; Metazoa; Arthropoda; Arachnida; Mesostigmata; Varroidae
Source: RefSeq, a predicted model, not a curated record